AAUGUCUAAUCUUCAUGAGAGGCAGCUCCAGUUUGUCAGGGUCUCAUCCUUCACUUUCAUUGCUGAGGGGUGUUCAUGUGAAAGAAGAGAUGGUGAGAUGAGAGAGAAGGAUUCUGCCCUGGUCCAUCUUCCUUCUCUCUUUUCCCUUGGUUUUUCCAGCUGUCAUGUUCUCCUAUGGCAGCACUUGUCUUCACACCAUGGGGUAAGUUGUAAGUGUUCCUUAGUAUAAUUAGUUUUAGGCACUCUAAUAAUGAGAAUUUUUGUUAUUUGCUAUCAGUAUUAAAGGCAGAUUCUAUGGGUCCAUGUUGGGCUAGUCUGAGGCAUUCCCAUUGUAGAGGCUACUCGUGUGGGAGAACAUAUGGUGGGAAGAGCUGUGUUGUCCUCUAAUGUAAGUCUUUUCUCUUGUCCCCACAGAUCACCCAUAGAAGGAUGGCUACUGUAAAUCACUCUUUUGUGACUGAGUUCAUACUGGUGGGAUUAACAGACCACUCAGAUCUCCAACUCCCUCUGUUCUUCCUGUUUCUAGCAAUGUAUAUUAUCACUGUGCUGGGAAACUGGGGCUUGAUAAUUCUAAUUGGGCUGAAUUCUCACCUUCAUACCCCCAUGUACUUCUUCCUCUUUAACUUGUCUUUCAUAGACCUCUGUUAUUCAUCUGUUUUUACACCCAAAAUGCUGAUGAACUUCAUAUCAGAGAAGAAUAUUAUCUCCUACCAGGGUUGCAUGGCUCAGCUCUACUUCUUCUGUUUUUUUGGCAUCUCUGAGUGCUAUGUGCUGACAUCAAUGGCCUAUGAUCGCUAUGUGGCCAUCUGUAACCCACUCUUGUAUAACAUUGCCAUGUCCCCUAAAGUGUGCUUCAACCUUAUGUUUGGUUCAUACUUGAUGGCAUUUUCUGGUGCUAUGGCCCACACUGGAUGCAUGCUGAGACUGACCUUCUGUGACGCCAGCACCAUCAACCAUUAUUUCUGUGACAUCCUCCCUAUGCUUCAGCUCUCCUGCGUGAGCACCUAUGUCAAUGAGCUGGUGGUGUUUAUUGUUUGUGGCAUCAACAUCAUCGUGCCCAGUCUCACCAUCUUCAUCUCUUAUGGUUUCAUUCUCUGCAGCAUCCUCCACAUCAAUUCCACUGAGGGCAGGUCCAAAGCCUUCAGCACCUGCAGUUCCCACAUAAUUGCUGUUUUACUGUUCUUUGGAUCAAUUUCAUUUAUGUAUCUCCAGCCAUCUUCUGCAGGGUCUAUGAAUAAGGGAAAAAUCUCUUCUGUCUUUUAUACUAAUGUGGUUCCCAUGACAAAUGCCUUAAUCUACAGCUUGAGGAACAAAGACAUUAAACUUGCCCUGAGAAAGACCCUGAGUAGGAGAGAAAUUUUCAAUCAUAAGUAG
Choloepus didactylus (southern two-toed sloth) is the source of this 1374-nucleotide messenger RNA. Its product is annotated as olfactory receptor 8B3-like. Gene Ontology annotation, biological process: sensory perception of smell; G protein-coupled receptor signaling pathway. The transcript has a single exon. Gene Ontology annotation, cellular component: membrane. Gene Ontology annotation, molecular function: G protein-coupled receptor activity; olfactory receptor activity; odorant binding. NCBI's taxonomy places the organism in Eukaryota, Metazoa, Chordata, Mammalia, Pilosa, Megalonychidae. Bases 430 to 1374 code for a protein of 314 amino acids. The record is from RefSeq and is a predicted model, not a curated record.